CUUCUUAGGCUGAAAGACGCGGAAUUAAGCGUGAGAUAGAAUGGUAUAGGUGCUUGUCGGGUAUUGUAUGAAAUGGGGAUUUCGUAAUUUCGAAUAAUCGUGCUGGAACCGACAUUCCCCCGAAUUGAAGAUAUUUGUACAAUUCAUGAGUCUGCCGACAUGCCGAGUCGCUUCGUGAGAUUUUAUCGUUGGCGAGGUCCAGUCCCUGAACUUUGUGAGUUAGAAUAUCGACUUCCUUCUACCUUGUCCUCAUCAAAACUUGAUUAUAGACCUGUCCAAGUAUAGGAUGUGGUCUACGUUUUGGGCCGUCUGGGUCCUAAGUCUUCUCGGUUCUCUGCCUCCCUCGUAUUCCCAAGGGACCAUUCCAUCGGCCGACGACUAUACCUGCUCCCUAACGAAAACCUGCGCCAUAGGAUGUUGCGGUAAUUCUGGCGUCUGUGGACUAGGACCUGACUUUUGCGGCACCGGAAACUGCACUUCUAGUUGUGAUGCGAAGUCUGAGUGCGACCCUGGCUGGGGAUCGGAAUGGAGCACGGCAGAAAAAUGCCCCCUUAAUGUCUGCUGUUCGAAGUAUGGGUUCUGUGGAACUACCUCAGAUUUCUGCGGGAACAAGACCGUCAAGAAGCCCUCCUGCAGUGGGAGUUCAGCGGAUGGAAGAUCAAUUGGAUACUAUGAAGGAUGGUCAAUCAGCCGGGCUUGUGAUGCCAUGGUCCCCGAAGCACUCCCCGCUGGUGCUUAUACUCAUCUCAACUUUGCGUUUGCCUACAUAAAUCCCGACACAUUCGAGGUGGCCCCUAUGAGCGAGAGUGACAUGGGUCUUUAUUCUCGCUUCACUGGUCUCAAAGAGGACAAUACGGGCCUUGAGACAUGGAUAAGCAUCGGUGGAUGGUCGAUGAAUGAUGCCGACCAGCCGACUGCCACUACGUUUUCGGACCUUGCGGCUUCGACAUCGGCUCAAAAGGCAUUUUUCAAAUCCUUACUGUCAUUCAUGACAACUUAUGGCUUCGACGGCGUUGACAUUGACUGGGAGUAUCCCGUUGCUUCGGAAAGAUCUGGCAAAGCUGCCGACCUCAAGAAUUACCCAACAUUCUUGCAGAACCUAAAAACUGCACUGGGCUCAACAGGUCACAACUACGGAUUGUCAAUCACUGUCCCGUCUAGUUAUUGGUAUAUGCAGAACUUUGACAUCGUCGCGAUCGAAAAGACUAUUGACUGGUUCAAUGUCAUGACCUAUGAUCUCCAUGGAACAUGGGACUCGACAGAUCCAUACAUUGGUCCGUAUGUAUAUGCACACACUAACCUGACUGAAAUUGACCAGACAAUGGAUCUCUUUUGGCGCAACAGCAUAUCUCCUUCAAAGAUUAAUCUUGGACUUGGCUUUUACGGCCGAAGCUUCACUCUUACUGAUCCGUCGUGUACAGCAGCUGGCUGCCCAUUCAGCAGUGGCGGCAAUCCAGGUAACUGCUCGGCAUCCUCUGGAACUUUGAUGGACUCGGAGAUUCUCUCUAUAAUUGCCGAAGGCGGUACAACUUCAGUCCUUGACAAAGAUGCGGCUGUCAACAUCGUCACAUGGGACACGGAUCAGUGGGUUUCAUACGAUGACGAGACAACAAUUAAGAUGAAAAAAGAUUAUGCUAAUGGCAAGUGCCUUGGCGGUACUAUGGUAUGGGCGGUUUCUACAGAUACGAACAAUGGAUCAGUGAGUCAAGAGCUUUUGGAGAUGAACAGCCUCAUCAAGAAGAGUCUUUUCGGAGGUCAAACCCCUCAGGUUUCAUCGCUCUCACAGUGUGUUUGGGGAGGAUGUGAUGAAGACUGUCCUUCUGGCACUACCCCCGCAACCAACGGGAAAGGAAAAUCAGCUUCAAAUAUGGCGAUCUACUCAGGAUGCUUCAAUGGUCAGAAGCGCAAUUACUGUUGCCCCACGGAUAAUGUUCCGACUUGUCACUGGGCUCAGCUCCCCUUUGCCGUAGCCAUUCCUGCUCAAAGGGAGAAGCCCAAGUCGCAACCGAUCAAUCUGCCACGGGCCAUAGCUGUUGGUUCAACCAUAAGUCCUUAUGCUGUACUUCGACGUCAUCCGAUGCAGCAGUUGGGCAGUGCAAAUGGUCAGGCUCUGCACCACACUGUGCAAGUGGUGACAAUCAUGCCGGUUGUGCUUCGGGUUAUCCUGAGUACUUAACAGAUAGCGUAGAUGGGCAAGGUGGAGAGUCAGUCUGCUAUAAGGGGAUGAAAAGUUUGUGCUGUACAGAUCCCGUUCCUUAUCAGAACUGCUCA
Molecule: messenger RNA, 2271 nt
Organism: Aspergillus piperis CBS 112811
Lineage: Eukaryota; Fungi; Ascomycota; Eurotiomycetes; Eurotiales; Aspergillaceae
Product: glycoside hydrolase
Exons: 10
Coding region: 287-2176 (629 amino acids)
Biological process (GO): carbohydrate metabolic process
Molecular function (GO): chitin binding; hydrolase activity, hydrolyzing O-glycosyl compounds
Source: RefSeq, a predicted model, not a curated record